UCGUCUUUUGGGGGUCACUCACUUCCAUUCCUCUUCUUCAACCUCAUUUCUCACACUCUCCAUUCUCAACCCAACCCCUCUCCACUCUCAACAAGUAUCCCUUCUCAUAACCAACCAUGUCUCUCCUCCGCACUGCCGUUCGUCCUGCUACGCGUCUGCACUUGGCCGCUGCUCCUCUCACAAUCGCUGCCCGCCAGCUCUCCUUCAAGCCCAUCUACACCGCCGAGUCCACUGUCAAGGGCGCCAGAAACGGCCAUCUCACGACCAAGACUGGUAACCUCGAUCUGCAUCUGGAUACCCCCAAGGAGUUUGGCACCAAAGGUGGUCCAGGCACCAACCCUGAAGAGCUGCUCGGAGGCGGCUAUUCUGCCUGCUUCGGAGGUGCGCUCGCGGCCGCGGCCAAGGAGCUGAAGUUGAAGCUCGAUCCCGAGACUACGAUCACCUCCUUUGUCAGCAUUGGUCCUAAGCAGCCCAAGGGAUUCCAAUUGGCUGUCAAGUUGCAGGUUGCCAAGUCUGGAUUGGAGGGUCAGGACUUUGAUCGUGCGGUCGAGGUCGCGCACCAGAUCUGCCCAUUCUCGCAUGCGUUGAAGAACAUUGAUGUCGAGACCGUUAAGGCGUAAAAACCUUCCCCCCUCCCAUUUGAUAUCAAGAUAGCAUUUUGAAACAUAUAGCAAUUGUAACAAAAGAAAUUAAAAAAAAAAAAGGAAGUCGAUCAGUCUAUUUUCU
Messenger RNA from Gamsiella multidivaricata, 726 nucleotides. Its product is annotated as peroxiredoxin, Ohr subfamily. Bases 117 to 620 code for a protein of 167 amino acids. Gene Ontology annotation, biological process: response to oxidative stress. NCBI's taxonomy places the organism in Eukaryota, Fungi, Mortierellomycota, Mortierellomycetes, Mortierellales, Mortierellaceae. The record is from RefSeq and is a predicted model, not a curated record. The transcript has 3 exons.